Molecule: messenger RNA, 7677 nt
Organism: Cylas formicarius (sweet potato weevil)
Lineage: Eukaryota; Metazoa; Arthropoda; Insecta; Coleoptera; Brentidae
Gene: ash1
Product: histone-lysine N-methyltransferase ash1
Exons: 11
Coding region: 1583-7003 (1806 amino acids)
Cellular component (GO): nucleus
Molecular function (GO): histone methyltransferase activity; chromatin binding; protein binding
Source: RefSeq, a predicted model, not a curated record
AGCGUAUGUAUAUGCCAAAAAAUAGUCUAGCUUUUUUUUAUUUUAAAUACAUACCCUUACGUAGAUACAGGGUCAACUUUUGCUUUUCUUUUUGCUUUUAAAAAUGUCAUUUAUAUUUGAUCAAGUUAAAUUCGGAAAUAUAACAAAAAUAAGAUUUCAGUCAGUGUCAAUUGUGUGAAGUUAAUAUAAUAUAUGAAUUUUAAAAUGAUUUUUUUGUCAAUUAGUAUAUAACUAUGAUAUGUUGAAGUAUUUUAUUCACUGCUGUAGAAGCGAAGCAAAAGCCGAAGAAAUGUAUUUAAAUAAAUAUGCGGAAAGACGUCAACCGGGUAGAGCUAUGUUUAGGCAUCUGAAAGACUUUGUCACCUACGGGAGUUUUGCUAAGAUAAAAUGGAACAGGUCUCUUCAGGAGGGCGAUACUGUUGGUUACUCAGAAAAAUGAGAAACCAAACUUUUUCUUAAAAACACUUUGGUAGGAUGAGUGAUACUAAUUGUGGACUCGCAAGAACUCGUAUUUUGGGCCGAUGUAAAUCCAUGGCUUCCGAUGUAAAUCCUUUUGGUUUGGUAUUUUGGGUACCCAUAAUAUUGGGUCUUAUUUUUUCGAUGAUAACUUAAUUUCUGAGAGAUAUUUAAACCUUGUACUAAUAAAUGUGACAAGAUGUUAUGAACCUUUUACUAGGUGCCAGAUUAUUACGAGCUUCUUAAAUGCAGAACUUUCCAACAGGUGGAUAGGCAAUCUCGGGCCAGUUAGAUGACCUGCGAAGUCCCCAGACGAAACACCCCUUGAUUUCUUUAUAUGAGGUCACCUCAAAAAUCAAGUAUACAAUAGGUUUUAUGAAAACUUUGUAAAAUUAAGAGAAGCUGUUAACAGUAUCACUCCGCAGUCCUGUGAAGCAGUGUUGAAAAGGUUGUUGGAACACUUACUCUAAUUUUAUUGUAAAAUUCUGUUUUACAAAGGUUCUGUUUUGAAGGUAUGGAUAAAAAUUUGACUGACUUCUUUUCUCGAUCCUUUUUCUCCAAUUUUAUUGACUCCUUUUUUGUCCACUCAUGAUUAAAAUUUGUUUAAAAAUUGAAUAGCAAUAUCUGAAAUCUAAUUUUUGUUAUUUAUUCGGGACCAAACAUAAACGUGUUUACACGUUAUUGAAUAGCAAUUUUAAACAGGAUUUUUAUAAAUUUAGAACUUGAAUAUGACCAUACUCGGUUUUUAAAUUUUUUGACGCCAUUUUUAGUAUCGCCGUAUACUUAUACUCAUGUCCUGAAAAUUUGAACAUUUCAACUCCUAUAAUAAGGAAAAUUUUAAAAGAUCUUGUAUCUCAUACAGUUUCCAAUAUCCCAAUGUACAUCAUCUUAUACUCAACAUCCCGAAUAGAAUCUUUUUUAUUAGAUAAUUCUGUGUUUGUUUCAAUGUGGAUUGUUUGGAGCGUAGGAUUAAAAAUUUUGGUGUUUCGUGGUGUUAACAAGUAUUUCAGUUAUUAUGCUAGCAAAAUUGGACCUUUCGGGACGAAAAAAUCCUUUUAACAAAAACUGUAAAAACCCGUUUUACAAAUAAAUCUUGAUAACCUCGUAUAGUGCGCGACAAUCGACGAUGGUGCGUCACGUUUCGGAUUUGCAUCAUCAGGAUUUGGUCGAAAGCGACGCGGGCGCCAUCGCGGAAGGUGUGUGGCAAUACGUCAGCGAUUUAUUGAACGAUUACAAGAGUCACUGGUGCAGCGGUCCGGACCAUCGUCGCGACGACGAGGGUUACGAGGACGGAUCUUCUUCGAAUCAGAUGGCAUCGUUGCCUCACUCCCGGAGUUCGACCUAUUCCAGUUCGGAUUCUGAAACCUCGGACGAUUUACUCCCGGCCUCCUGCAGUCUGCAGGAAAUCAGACAGGAGGAUUUGGCGGCAAUCCUGCCCGACCAAAACGACUGUAACGAUUUCAAUGAUUUCGAGUGCAAAAAUGCCAAGGAUUCUCCCGCUACGGGCGACAUGUCGGGCUCGGACAUGGAGUUGCCCCAGCAGGCGAUCAAAUCCCUCAUCGAGCGCACCACCGAAUCUUCCAGCGACGGCGAAGGCCACCAGCUGCCCAACCCGCAAACCCUGUUCGCCAAUCGGAUACUGCAACAGUUCGUCGCCGAGACCCAAGUGGUCGCGAACCCCUGCCAAUCGACGGCUGGUAACUCGGAAGGGGCGAAGUGCCAGGGCGUAGCCCCAUCGACAGUGUCGGCGAAAGAGAGCAUCUGUGAUAAUAGCCAGGGGAGCAAGGCCGAAGCGGGCAGCGACCACCCCAAACGGAAGCGGGGUCGUCCGAAAAAGGGUGCAAAGGAGGCGGAGUCGAAGGUCGCGGAAGUGAGGUCGCAAGAUUUUUGCACCAACCCCAACGUUAGUCCUGAUUCCGGAAUCCAAAACAGUCCGGACCACGUGUCGAGUCCCGAGCCGUCGCUGUCGCCUCACAUUAGACAGAAAGCCACCCAGAACAAGGACGAGAAGAGACGGAAGCCGUCUGCCGAAAACAAAGCGUCCGACAGAUCGCGAACUCUCAAACACCAAAAGCAGCAAGACAAAACGAAAAUGGGCAAGUUGUCGGUGACGUCGAAUCAAUUCGACAGGGUGUUGUACGCCAAUGCGGACAAGGUACUGUACCCGCCACGGAGGAAGGUCGGGCGGCCGCCGAUGAGAAAGGGACCCGGAAGACCGCCCAAAAAUAAAACCGAAUCGGCCGAAGCGAAGGGCGCGACCGAUAAGACCGUUCAAAACUCCAAAAACGCCAAAAGCAGAAACAAGACGGCGUGCGCCAAAAACGGUAAACAGCAAGAAGCUUCCAAGACAAAUAAUAAGCCGUGCACGUUGAAAAUCCCGAAGAUAUUCCACAGCAAACACAAGCAGAAGCACAAGAAGCGGAAGUUCAAGAUUUUGAAGCCGCUGAUGGCGUGCGAUCCGAAGAUCAAUCAGGAGAUUGAGAAGUUGGUGACGGAUUUCGUGAAAUUUUGCGUGAUAGCGACCAAGCAGCCCAAGGAGAACGUGCCCGAGCAGAUCUUGAAAACGCUGAAGAAAGUGACGAAGAAGAGGCGCACCACGGAACACGUGGAGAAGAAGAAAAAGAAGCAGAGCGUGAACACGACUGUGAACAAGGUGAACAAUUCGAACGAGCAGAGGCUGCCGCUCAAAAAGCGACACUAUCACUUGGUGAGCAAUAGCAGCGAAACCGGCAAAGCGGACGCGGAAGAGACGAAAGACAAGGCGCCGGAGAGGGAGGAGGAGAUGAAAAGGAAGGAGAAGGUCAACAAAUCGGCGCCGGUCACGCCGAAACACGUGUCCGUCAUCAAGAACCACACGAAUAACAACGAGUACGAGUUGAAAACCGAGACCAAGGAGGCGAACGUCCACAUAGACGAGGCAAUCGAGGCUUGCAUCACGAAAUUUUCUGACGAGAAAACCGCGAUCACGGAAGAGAAGGUGAUGACAACGACGCCGAAGAAGCGGCACCGCCUGGAGAACAUGAGCUGCGGCCCGGAAACUCAGGCCGUCGUUAAAACGGAAACCGUCGCCUCGUCGGAGGAAAAAGUCAAGCCGAAAAUCACCGUCGAGUCGUUUAUACACGAGUUGAAGAUUAAACGGAACCUCACCAAAACUAUCGCGCCGCUGAGUGAAACGGAAGAAGACGAAGUGAAGAAGGACGACGUGGCUGAAACCGAGCAGGGCAGGGAGGUGCCGGAGGUGGAGAAAAAGAUCGAAGCGUCGCCGGAGAGCACCAAGAAGAAGGUGAGAAAAAGACGCGCGUUCAAUCGUACCGGCUUCCCGUCCGUGAAGAAAAAGAAGAAGAGAUCCGCGACGGCGGAAGCGGCGUCGCCGGAGGAGGCGGUGACCGCGUGCGACCGCGUGCCCAAGGAGGGCGAGGAGUACACCAAGUUCAUGGAGCGUAGCUCGGAGAAGAAGGCGGCCGCCAUAGAAGCGGGCAAGGCGGUGAUGCCCGGCGACGACCUGAUGAGCGAGUGCGAGAGCUUGCCGCAGGAGGAGCGAACGGAUUUCGAGGCGGGCGGCGGCGACAAGGACGGCGACGGGGACGACGACCACGAAAUGUCGCUGUUGGAGUCUUCCAUCGAGCGCUUGAAGUCGCGUUUGGAUCGCAAGAAGCGGAAACGCGGCCGAGAGUGCAAGGGCGUGGUCAAUGGGGAAAACGGGGCUGCGAAGAAGCGUAAGCGGGACGUGUCGCCGGCCAGUAGCGUCCCGUCGAACGAGAGCCGAAUGAGGGAUGACCGGGCCAGCGUCAGCGGCGACGAAACCAAGAAGAACAAAAAAGUGCCGAGGUGGAGAAAGAGGUUCCUCGUCGCCGGACUAUUUUCAGAUUACUACAAGGAGGACGAGUCGAAACGGCAGGAGAAUACGAAAUCCCUGAGAAACCUCAUUUACAAUCCCGAAGAUCAUCCGUACGGGCUGCUGCCGCCGCCGUAUCACUGCGGCAAGUACCUCAGGUGCCGCCGGGUCGAUUUCCAGCUCCCGUACGAUCUCUGGUGGCAGCACACGCAUUCCCAGCUGCCGGGACGGGACGUGGUACCGUCGUGGAAUUACCGCAAGAUACGCACUAACGUUUACAACGUCAAGACCAGCGGCGGCACGUGCGAGCCGCAGGCGUGCAACUGCAAGCCGUCGUCGAACUGCGGCGACGACUGCAUCAACCGAUUGGUGUACUCGGAGUGUCCCGCUACUCACCGCUGCCACAACCAGAAGAUCCAGAAGCACGAGUGGGCGCCCGGCAUCGAGAAAUUCAUGACCGAAGACAAGGGGUGGGGCGUGCGCACGAAGGAACCGAUCAAACAGAGCGAGUUCAUAUUGGAGUACGUCGGCGAGGUGGUCUCCGAUCAGGAGUUCAAGGAACGCAUGAACAGCAUCUACGUGAACGACACGCACCACUAUUGCCUCCACUUGGACGGCGGCCUCGUCAUCGACGGUCACCGUAUGGGCGGCGACGGUCGUUUCGUCAACCACUCGUGUCAACCGAACUGCGAAAUGCAAAAGUGGAGCGUGAACGGUCAGUUCCGGAUGGCGCUGUUCGCGUUGCGCGACAUCGAACCCUACGAAGAACUGACUUACGACUACAACUUUUCGCUGUUCAAUCCUGCCGAAGGGCAGGAGUGCAAGUGCGGCAGCGACAACUGCCGCGGCGUCAUCGGCGGUAAGACGCAACGGAUCCGACAGUUGCCGGAGAGCGGGGCGCCGCCCAAGAAUCCCGGCCGCGUCGGUAGACCGAGGAAGACGGAGGCGACCAAGAAGAAGCCGUGCGCGGCAAAGGAGGUGCCGGCCGCUAGCGUCGCCGCCUCCUCGCUCGGUAACGGCGGUAACCCGCCCCCCGCUCAGGUCGUGCCCCAGAUCCAGGUGAAACCGAUGAGCCAUCAGCAGAAGGUUUUCAUACUGGAGCAUCACUGUUUCCUGUUGCGGAACCUAACCAAGGUGAGAAAGGUCAGAGAUAGAUCCUUAAGCACCACUUCCAACACGGCUUCGAGACAACAAACCGCCACGCCAACUGACACCAGCGCUUUCAUGAAUCAACUAAACGCCCUUCAGAAACCCAGAAACAUGAAAACGAGACGCAUAGCCCAAGCGGAAGACGAUCCGGAGCUGAAGAAAACCGUGAAGCUGGCGGCGGUCCUAAAAGAAAUUUGCCACGUAUUGAUCAACGCGAAAGACGACGACGGCGAGCCCCUCUGCGCCGGUCUGAUGCAGCUGCCCUCGAAGAGGAAAGUGCCCGAGUUCUACCAGCGCGUUUCGAACCCGAUAGAUAUCGCCACCAUCGAGCAGAACAUCGCGACGGGCGUUUACAAGUCGCCCCAGGCGUUCGACGAAGAUAUCACUCGCCUAUUUGUCAGCUUUUCCAAAUUUUACGGCAGAACCAGCGACACAGGGAUAUGCGCUACCAAACUGAAGAAGAUCUAUGCGGAUACCAAGCAAAGGAGUUUGGCCAAGCUGGAAGACGUGCUCGGAGCGAAACCGCCUCCGACGUUCGUCAACAACAGAAAGAAACACGAAGAAGAGGAUAUCAUACGGUGCAUAUGCGGGAUACCCAGGGACGAGGGCCUCAUGAUUCAGUGCGAGCGUUGCAUGGUGUGGCAGCACAACGAAUGCGUGAAAGCCGACGUCUCGGCAGCCAGCUAUCACUGCGAGAUUUGCGUGCCGCGCCCCGUCGAAUACGAAAUUCCCAUGGACGAAUUCACCGAACAUGGUCACCGGUACUACAUGACGUUGAUGCGGGGGACGCUCCAGUUACGGCAAGGAGACACCGUCUACGUACUACGCGACAUCCCCAUCACCGGCACCGAUCAAAAGCACACCUACGAAACCAUCGGCAAGAUCGAUUAUACGGAAUUGGACAUAUUUCGGAUAGAGAGACUUUGGAAGGACAAGGACAGCGGAAAGAGGUUCGCCUACGGUCACCAUUACCUCAGGCCGCACGAGACAUUCCACGAGCCGACCAGAAAAUUUUUCCCGAACGAGGUGAUGCGAGUCCCACUUUACGAAGCUGUUCCCGUGGAACUCGUCAUGGAACACUGCUGGGUGAUGGACGUCAACACAUUCUGCAAGGGCAGGCCGAUCGGUGCCCAGGAACAGCACAUUUACAUCUGCGAAUAUAGGGUGGACAAGGCAGCGAAGAUGUUCAGCAAGGCUUCCAAAAGCAAGUUCCCUAUAUGUACGAAGAGUUUUGCGUUUGAGUGUUUCGAGACGCGCCUCAAAAUUUCGAGGACGUAUUGUCCGCACGAGGUAGACGAGUCGCUCAUCAAAGGUAGCGGUGGUAGGAAGAAGGAGAACAAGGAGGAGAAAGCGAUCUCAAAGUACGAGACAAAUAAUGUUCAGACGCAGCCCGUACCUGCAGUCAACGUAGUGACUAGGACUCCGGCGCAGCGAAAGACUCGUCUAAACAAAAUUUUAUUGAAUCUCUUGAGCAAGAUGCCAACGAAACACGUCCUGGACGUCUCUUAUCUGCUGGAGGGAGGCCGGAGAAGGAAGAAACAGGAGGGCCACAACAAACAAUGACAGGCCGCAUGGUGUCGCUGCCUCGAACAAUAAAAUUUAAGAGACUGGGUGAUAUUUACGAGAUAUUUGUCUAUUAAGGAGAAACGAGUAUUUUUUAUGAAAAUGUUAUGAUGGAUAUAAAAUAGGCGAAUUAAGCGGUUUGUUUUCUCUCGGUAACGUCGUUUAUAUAGGGUGUUUUUUUUUUCGAUUAGUUUGAAAGGGAGUGAAAGAGAGAGCCUUGCAUUUUCCACGCUUCUUAAAUUUCGGUUUCUUCAUCGUCGCAUUUGAAAAAAACACUCUACUUGUUGGAUAUAAGGUGCAUCAUCGAUUGGUGACUUUUUCAGAAGACUAGUCAGUAUUGUUAUCUCUUAAUUAUCGAGCUUAGCGAUUUAUUUAUUUGUAAAUAUUGAUGAAAUUGUUGUAAUUAUAGUUUGGAAUCGGUUUAGGUCUUUUUUUAUCCCACAUUGUUGCAUCUGUCGUUGUUUGUAAUGUUUUGGCAAAAAGAGGUGCGAAGCGAUUCUGCAUUUGCUGUAUUUCUCGUUUAAUGGCGGUGGACAACAUUCGUCUUGUAUAUUUUUUGCGUAUUUUUUUUUAAUUUAUUGUAUCUUUAAUUGUAAUAUUUUUAUUGAUCUUGCCUCUCAUAGAAGUAAGGGUUAGAUUAUUCUCACAUUAUACAGUUAUUAAUGUUUUUAUCU